UUGGAUUCAGAUUUAUCUUGAUCUGUCCUUUCUCUCGAACCCUCUUCUCCGGUCAAUCUGUGCGGUGAGAACUUCCGUCGGGCCCUGAUCUCUCCCGCUUGUAGCCAUGGAAGACGAGUUCGCGGAUAAGGUGCCUCCAUCCUUUUACGAAAUGGGCAACAAGAUCAUUCAUGAAACUGAAGCCAAAGGAUUCAACCCCGGAUUGAUAGUGCUGCUACUUGUGGGGUCAUUACUGUUGAUAUUCCUUGUUGGGAACUAUGCGCUUUACAUGUAUGCACAGAAGACCCUUCCUCCAAGAAAGAAGAAGGUGAUCUCCAAGAAGAAGAUGAAGAAGGAGAAGUUGAAGCAAGGAGUCUCUGCACCAGGGGAGUAAGAAUUUGAGUCCUUUCUGUUCUUUUCAGAAGUUAGUCAUGUUAUGACAGUUAAAGAGUUGUCACAGUUAAACUGUAGCCUCUUACUUAGAAGUUUAACCCAAUUUUUGGGUAGACUAAGGAGUAAAAAUGGUAUUUUGUGCUUAUGAAGUGCACGUUUUACAUCAUUAUUAUGCGUUUAUCUUUGUUUUCCCCUUCGUAAAUUUGGCAAAUUG
Messenger RNA from Rubroshorea leprosula, 586 nucleotides. Lineage: Eukaryota; Viridiplantae; Streptophyta; Magnoliopsida; Malvales; Dipterocarpaceae. The record is from the annotation of a GenBank genome assembly.